Colletotrichum chrysophilum is the source of this 2490-nucleotide messenger RNA. RefSeq lists its product as uncharacterized. The transcript is spliced from 5 exons. Gene Ontology annotation, biological process: mRNA cis splicing, via spliceosome. The record is from RefSeq and is a predicted model, not a curated record. Lineage: Eukaryota; Fungi; Ascomycota; Sordariomycetes; Glomerellales; Glomerellaceae. Gene Ontology annotation, cellular component: U2-type prespliceosome; U1 snRNP. Gene Ontology annotation, molecular function: protein binding; RNA binding. The coding region runs from base 1 to 2490 and encodes 829 amino acids.
AUGAACGGCUCCGGUAGCCCGUACGGCCAGCCGCCCGCGGCUUGGCAGGAGCAUCGCACGCCUGACGGCAGAGCCUACUAUUACAACCCCGCGACGAAGGUCACGCAAUGGACCAAACCCGAGGACAUGAUGACGUCUGCUGAGAGAGCGCUUGCCAAUCAGCCGUGGAAGGAGUAUACUGCCGAAGGCGGUCGCAAGUACUGGUACAACACCGAGACGAAGACGAGCUCAUGGGAGAUGCCCGAGGCGUAUAAGGCCGCUUUGGGAGCUACCAAUGGUCCGGCCAUAUCUGCGCCCACGAAUGAUCGAGGUUACGACCGAGGAGGACCUUCUGGUGGGUACUCCAACUCCGGAUAUGACUCUUACCGUGGCGACCAUCGCGAUCGCGACCGUGAUCGUGAAACAUUCCCCGAAUCGCGCCAGUUGACGUAUGGAAACGACACAAACGCAAAGGCGUUCGUUCCCGCCAGCAAUGAGCCCGAAUUUGCUACGCAGGAGGAAGCCGAAGCUGCUUUCUCUAAGCUGCUGAAGCGUAGUGGUGUACAACCCGACUGGACAUGGGAGCAGACGCUGCGAGCCAUUGCGAAGGACCCUCAGUAUCGGGCGAUAAAGGAUCCGAAGGAUCGCAAGGCAGCGUUCGAGAAGUACUGCGAUGACAUGAUCGUCCAAGACAAGGAGCGCGCAAAGGAGAGACUGACGAAGCUUCGUACUGACUUCGAGACCAUGCUUAAGCGUCAUCCCGAGAUCAAGCACUACACCCGGUGGAAGACGGCACGACCCAUGAUCGAAGGCGAGACCAUUUUCCGGUCUACCAAUAACGAAUCCGAGCGCCGUCAGCUCUUCGAGGAGUACAUCAUCGAACUCAAGAAGGCGCACACGGAGAACCAGGCCGCCAUGCGCAAGACCGCUAUGGACGGCUUGAUUGAUUUGCUGCCAAAGCUCAACCUGGAGCCUUACACACGCUGGUCGGACGCCCAAGGGCUUAUUUCAUCCACGGCACCUUUCCAAAAUGAUGAGAAGUACAUGACCCUGAGCAAGUUUGACAUCCUGAUUGCAUUCCAAAACCACAUGAAGGCUUUGGAACGUGCUUUCAACGACUCUAAGCAGGAGCAGAAGAACAAGAAGUUCCGUAAAGAGCGCAAGGCUCGUGACGCCUUCCUUUCGCUCCUUAAUGAGCUUAGGAGAGACGGCAAGAUCAAUGCCGGCACAAAGUGGCGCCUGAUUCACCCCCUCAUUGAGAACGACGAUCGCUACAAGAACAUGGCCGGCCAGGGCGGCUCUACACCCCAGGAACUAUUUUGGGACCUCGUUGAAGAGGAGGAAAAAGCCAUCCGCGGUGCCAAGAAUGACGUGGGGGAUGUCCUUGAAGAUGAGCAGUUUGAUGUCACCCCCAAGACUACUUUUGAGGAGUUCCACGCCGUUAUCAAGAAGAAUCGACGAACUGCUAACAUUGAUCGUGAAACGCUUAUGGUUAUUUUCGAACGGGUAAGGCUGUCUCAACUCAAUCGUUUAUCGCCGCAGCUGAUGUUUGUGCAGAUCAAGGAGAGACGGUCCUCCAAGCGUUCCGAGGAGGAGCGCCAAUCCGAGCGACAACAGCGGAGAGCGGCCGAUGAUCUCCGGGCAUACUUUAAACGUAUGGAUCCCCCCAUCACAUUGGAUGACACGUACGAGAAGGUCAAAUCUCGCCUUGCGGAUAUCCCUGCCUACCUGGCAGUCACCUCGGAAGAGGCGCGCAUCUCAGCCUUUGACAGGCACAUGAAACGACUCCGUGAGAAGGAGGAAGAGGCUGAUCGCGACCGCCGCCGGCGCCGUGGCCGCGACUCUAGCGAACGCGAUCUGUACCGUGAGAGACCCCGAUCUAGAGGUGAGCGAUCUCAUCGUAGCAGUGGCCGUGCUACUAGGCGAAGUCGUAGCCCAGAGCCAGACGCAUACGAGGCGGAUAGGCGUAAAGCCAUUGCAGAGCGCGAGCGCAACCACCGCAAGUCGACCAUGGCCGAGAGCCUUCUUUCGGAUCGCGACCGCCGCUUAUCGCCACCUCCCCGCCGCGAGAGGGAGCGUGAGCGUGAGCGGGACAGAGAUCGCGAGCGCGACCGAGACCGCGACUAUGACCGUCAUCGUUCCCGCCGCGAUGAUGAUGGCCACUACGACCGCGAAAGGAGGGACAGGGAAGAGGAGCGCGAGAGACUUUACCGACGACGAAUGGGAUCGUACGAUGAGCUCCCUUAUGGGGACGAGCGCCCAUCUGGAUCUCGGCGUCGCCGCGAGGAAGAUGAGGAUGACCGUCGCGAUUCCAGAGAUUCAAAGAGAGUCAGGAGAGAAAGAACACCCCGUGAGCGCACCCCCCAACGUGAUACACGCACCAAAAACAGGACUCCGCCCCCGGCCGCAGCUCCCGCUGCUGCGAGCAGCAACGAAGACAAGGGCAAGAAUAACAAGGACGACGCUGGGGUCCACUCUGGCUCCGAGGAAGGCGAAAUCGAGGAAGAUUGA